Molecule: messenger RNA, 2499 nt
Organism: Mercurialis annua (annual mercury)
Lineage: Eukaryota; Viridiplantae; Streptophyta; Magnoliopsida; Malpighiales; Euphorbiaceae
Product: calcium-dependent mitochondrial ATP-magnesium/phosphate carrier protein 3-like
Exons: 4
Coding region: 430-1941 (503 amino acids)
Biological process (GO): transmembrane transport
Molecular function (GO): ATP transmembrane transporter activity; calcium ion binding
Source: RefSeq, a predicted model, not a curated record
AAUAAAAGAAACGAAAAUAAAUAAAAGAAAAAAGUAUUUUUCCUUUUCUUUUUAAUUUUGUGGGAUGGGCACCUUCUCGCACCCCGAUGUAACCGGCGAUCAUCCUGCUGCUUCUCUGCUCCGGCGAUUAUUUCCCUUUUCCUUAACGCCGUGCACGGUGGGCGAUUGACUUUUUUUCAGUUUAACGUUUGGUAAAUCAUCCUUUGUAUUUUUUGACAUUUUCUUCAGUCUUUUUCCUUGUUGAAUUCUAAAUCAAAUCAGUCAAAAGAUUUGAUUUUGCAGACUUGGGUACUUUUUAAUUCAGAAUUUGGAAUGUGGGUUCUAAUCAGAUUUCUUAAGUAGGUAAAAAAAAAAAAUUGGAUCAUAGCCAAAAAUUAGAUAGUUAAAUUUGGCAAGUUUUCUUUAAUUGGGAGGUUUGUUUAGCUCUUGAUGAAAAUGAGUGAUGAUAAAAAAUCUAGUAAUGGGAAGGAGCCAAGAUUGAGUCCUUGUAACCCUAACCCAGUUGAGCAAGCAAAGCAAGUGACAAUGGACCAUGUUUUAUUGGCUCUUGGAGAGACUAAAGAGGAGAGAGAGCAGAGGAUUAGAAGUCUUUUCAUUUAUUUUGAUAAUGUAAAUUCCGGGUUUAUUAAUUAUAACCAGAUUCAGAAAGGUCUUUCUUCGCUUCAAAUACCUUCGGAUUAUAAGUAUGCCAAGGAUUUGUUGAAUGUUUGCGACGCCAAUCAAGAUGGGCGGGUUGAUUACGCCGAGUUUAAGCGUUAUAUGGAUGAUAAGGAGCUUGAAUUGUACCGCAUUUUUCAAGCUAUUGAUGUUGAACAUAAUGGCUGCAUUUUGCCUGAGGAGCUAUAUGACGCACUUCUUAGGGCAGGGAUUGAAAUUGAUGAUGUGGAGCUUGCACGCUUCGUUGAGGAAGUUGAUAAGGAUAACAAUGGUGUAAUUACAUUUGAGGAAUGGAGAGACUUUCUUUUGCUAUACCCACAUGAGGCUACUAUGGAGAAUAUUUAUCAUUUUUAUGAAAGGGUAUGCCUGGUUGAUAUCGGAGAGCAGGCUGUUGUCCCUGCUGGCAUCAGUAGGCACAUCCAUGCAUACAGAUAUCUAAUUGCAGGAGGAGUUGCAGGAGCAACGUCUCGUACUGCAACUGCACCACUUGAUCGGUUAAAAGUCGUUUUGCAAGUUCAAACAACACGUGCUCGUGUAGUGCCAGCAGUAAAGGCUAUAUGGAAAGAAGGAGGUGCGUUAGGAUUCUUCAGAGGCAAUGGAUUAAAUGUCUUGAAAGUGGCACCAGAAAGUGCUAUCAGAUUUUAUACUUAUGAAAUGCUGAAAGAUGUCAUAGUUAAAGCUAAAGGAGGAGGAGGAGAUAAGGCUAAUAUUGGUACUGCGGGGCGUCUUUUUGCUGGAGGUGUCGCUGGUGCUAUUGCACAAACUACCAUUUACCCAAUGGAUCUUGUUAAAACUCGACUACAAACCUAUUCCUGUGAAAGUGGAAAAAUUCCUAAUGUUGGUGCUAUGUCAAGGGACAUAUGGGUUCGGGAAGGACCCCGGGCAUUUUACCGGGGCCUUAUUCCAUCACUUCUCGGAAUCGUUCCUUAUGCAGGCAUCGAUCUUGCUGCAUAUGAAACUUUUAAAGAUAUGUCCAAAAAGUACAUUCUUCUUGAUAGCGAACCCGGUCCACUUGUGCAAUUAGGAUGUGGGACUCUCUCCGGAACUCUCGGAGCAACUUGUGUAUACCCGUUGCAAGUUGUCAGAACAAGAAUGCAAGCUCAGCGACCGGACACGGGCACAGCCUACAAGGGAAUGUCUGAUGCGUUUAGGAGAACAUUUGCACAUGAAGGGAUUAGGGGAUUCUACAAAGGGAUAUUUCCUAAUAUGCUCAAAGUAGUUCCAUCUGCCAGCAUUACUUACAUGGUUUAUGAGGCCAUGAAAAAGAGUUUGGAUUUGGAGUAAUUAAACUACGGAACUGUAUCAAGUUCCUAUUGCAAUUGACAUGGCUAACUGUCUGUAUGAAGGCUGGUUCGGUGACGAUGAUGACGAGAAAUGGCAAGAGUAAGUUUACUGAUCGAGUAGAUUAUUUAGAUUGUUUCAAAUUGUAUUGCAUAAAGACUUGCAUCAAACAUCCCCCAAAAAAAAAAAAAAGACUUGCAUCAAACUAGUACAUUGAAGCUAUGUUAGCACGGAAACUUGACAUCUACGUUUCGGCUUUUCAUUUUUAUUUUCGUAAGCGUUUCUGAAACUUUAAAACUCUAUAUUUAUAAUGUUUUCUUAUAAAAAUUAUUGUUUUGCUGUUUUCCACUUCUGCGUUUCCGUGCUACAUAGUAUAGUAUUGAAGAGCAUCAUUCUUGGUGACUUGAGGCUUAUGCAUUCUUAUAAUUGUUGUAUGAUAGCAAAGCAAACAGGAUAAAUAAAUUCAGAAUCAGAUUUUGUAUUCAUUUAGGGGCAAAUUUAUGUAAGUAAUAAAUGUAGUGACAUGCAUAUCAUAUUUAUUUAAUUUUUUGUAUUUUGAUA